This is a messenger RNA of Scutellospora calospora, 369 nucleotides long. NCBI's taxonomy places the organism in Eukaryota, Fungi, Glomeromycota, Glomeromycetes, Diversisporales, Gigasporaceae. The record is from the annotation of a GenBank genome assembly.
AUGUUUGUAUUUAAUCAAGUAAUUGAUGAAAAAGAUGAAAUUCUUUAUGAAUUUUUUGAAAGAAAUUUGAAGCAACUACAAUAUUAUAAAGAUGCUUUUGAUGAUAUUGGAUAUAAAGAUGAAAUAUUAAUUGUAGAAGCAAUUAAAAAACAUAUACAAGAAGAAUAUAUUCCUAAUUACAAAAUACAAUAUUAUAAAUAUAAUUUUUUGAAAAAAGAUAUUAAUGUUAAUCAAUUAUCUAAAUGUCUAAAUAUUUUAAAGAAAACUGAUAAUGAAGAUUUUAAAAUAUUUUUAUUAAAAUUUAUUGAAUAUUUUAAUUUUUUCUUGUAUGAAGAUUAUUUGAAUAAAACAUUUUGUAGUAAAUUUUAA